Opisthorchis viverrini is the source of this 441-nucleotide messenger RNA. RefSeq lists its product as hypothetical. Lineage: Eukaryota; Metazoa; Platyhelminthes; Trematoda; Opisthorchiida; Opisthorchiidae. The record is from RefSeq and is a predicted model, not a curated record. The annotation marks the transcript as partial. The transcript has a single exon.
GGCGACGCCAAAAUUGUCUGAAAACAGGUCCACAAAUGUUACUCAACGCACGCCUCGGAAGGCAGCUGCAUUUGACCAAGCCGCUGGUCUCCGGUCGAAUAAAACCUCAACUACAUUGAUCAAAAAUCGGUCCGAUCGUAAACGUCAUAGCAAACCAUCAAACAAAAGUUCCGUCAAGUUUUCAAAAGUACACUCAAGUGAAUCAUUGUCUUUGAGAGGCAGUGGAGAAUUCGUGACACCAGCGGAAGAGUUUUGUAAUCAACGAACGCGAUCUUUUUCCCACUGCUCGAUAUCCGGUUAUCAACACGGUUUGGUCGUGGGCAGUCCGAAUUCCCAACAGUUUAUCGAACAGAAUAUGCAGGCUAAUGCAGCCCCGGAUGUGGGAUGGACAUCCUUUUCCAGUUCAGCUAUUCAGCCUAAACAACGUCCCUCUAAUACACC